ACCGUCGCAAAAAACAGUAUACGUAGACACUUCCUACAUUCAAAUGACAUUUGAUUAUUUUCGUCACAUUUUUAUUGUCAAUAUUUGUCAACGUCAACACAAGAAAUAUUUUCUACAAAAAUGAUAUUUUCAUAACCAUAACUGAUACAAAAUUAAGACGAAAACAUGCAAGCCUUAUCAUCUACACCGCAAAUUGAAGCCGAUAGACGGCUUUUAAACUUUAAGGACUACGAAGAUUACCUCGACUCUUUAGUCACACCCAUGGAUAAAUGUUACCUAAGAAGCACUAUCGUAUCGAGGAACAUAGCUGAGCUAGGCUACAGGAGCUCUGGUUUGACCUUAUCGAGAGAGCAGUUCAAAAAGCGAGUUGCAGCUGUUAUAAUGUUUUUGUCGCCCCCCUAUAAACCAUACGAACUGUGCAGCGAAGGCCUUAAGGGGGGAGACCCUAUUAUGACGGAACUUGCUUUAAGGGAACGACCAAACAGGGUCGGGAUUUUAUCGACAAUUAUUUUUCUACGAAUGGUAACAAAAACAGGCAGAGAAAUAUCUGGUUACAUAGAUUACCAUCAUAGAUUAACAACGACUGACUUUAAACCGUUCUUUAAAAGCGGCAAGAAGAUUUAUCCAAAACCUACGGAUUUGGGUUUUUAUCAUUGGGGCAAAAAAGUUCUUGUAAAUGAUUCUCUGAACUACAAGGCACUGAUGGACCCUAGCAAAGGCUUGAUUUUUCAGAACCGUUUCGACAGAAAAAUAAUCAUAGUAGACCCUGACAGCGACCCUGGUAGCAACACGAAGAAAAAACGUAUAUUUUCGAAAAUGUACGAACAUGUGGUGCUUUUUGAUCAUGUUGUUAGACAGAGAAUAUAAAAGUCAC
This is a messenger RNA of Brassicogethes aeneus, 874 nucleotides long. The record is from the annotation of a GenBank genome assembly. NCBI's taxonomy places the organism in Eukaryota, Metazoa, Arthropoda, Insecta, Coleoptera, Nitidulidae.